AUGGACCCAACUUCUUCUGUGAGCUUUUGUUAUUCUUCUCUGCUGUUGAAGUUAAUUCGCCAUAUGGUAUUUGGCAUGAUGCGCCAUCUCUUAGGCCAAACCUCAUUUGUGUCUUCCAGGCUGCUCCUUCUCUACCAUGCUCUGUGCCUAGCCCUGCUGGAGGUUUCAGCCCAUACCGUGGAGCUAAAUGAAAUGUUUGGCCAGAUCCAGUCCCCUGGCUAUCCAGAUUCCUAUCCAAGUGAUUCCGAGGUGACUUGGAAUAUUACUGUCCCUGAGGGGUUUCGGAUCAAGCUUUACUUCAUGCACUUCAACUUGGAAUCCUCCUAUCUUUGUGAAUACGACUACGUGAAGGUAGAAACAGAAGAUCAGGUGCUGGCAACCUUCUGUGGCAGGGAGACCACGGACACGGAGCAGACCCCCGGCCAGGAAGUGGUUCUUUCCCCUGGCUCCUUCAUGUCUGUCACUUUCCGGUCAGAUUUCUCCAAUGAGGAACGAUUCACGGGCUUUGAUGCCCACUACAUGGCUGUAGAUGUGGAUGAAUGCAAGGAGAGAGAAGACGAAGAGCUUUCCUGUGACCACUACUGCCACAACUACAUCGGCGGCUUCUACUGCUCCUGCCGCUUCGGCUACAUCCUCCACACAGACAACAGGACCUGCCGAGUGGAAUGCAGUGGCAAUCUCUUUACCCAGAGGACAGGAACCAUCACGAGCCCCGACUACCCCAACCCUUACCCCAAGAGCUCCGAAUGCUCCUAUACCAUCGACUUGGAGGAUGGCUUCAUGGUCAGCCUGCAGUUUGAGGACAUUUUUGACAUUGAGGACCAUCCUGAGGUGCCCUGUCCAUAUGACUACAUUAAGAUUAAAGCUGGUUCAAGAGUCUGGGGGCCCUUCUGUGGAGAGACAUCCCCAGAGCCAAUCAGUACUGAGAGUCACAUUGUCCAGAUCCUCUUCCGAAGCGACAACUCGGGAGAGAACCGAGGCUGGAGACUCUCCUACAGGGCAGCAGGAAACGAGUGCCCAAAGCUCCAGCCUCCCGCGUUUGGGAAAAUCGAGCCCUUGCAAGCGGUGUAUUCCUUCAAAGACCAAGUGCUCAUCAGCUGCGACACAGGCUACAAAGUGCUCAAGGAUAAUGAGAUGAUGGACACGUUCCAGAUUGAAUGUCUGAAGGACGGCACAUGGAGUAACAAGAUUCCCACCUGUAAAAUUGUAGACUGCGGAGUCCCAGCAGGGUUGAAGCAUGGACUGGUGACCUUCGCCACAAGAAACAACCUCACGACAUACAAAUCCGAGAUAAGAUACUCCUGCCGGCAGCCCUAUUACAAGAUGCUUCACAAUAUCUCAGGUGUAUAUACGUGUUCUGCACACGGGGCCUGGACGAAUGAAGUGCUCAAGAGAAGCCUGCCCACCUGCCUUCCAGUGUGUGGUCUCCCCCAGUUCUCCCGGAAGCAGAUCUCCAGGAUCUUCAUGGGACGCCCAGCCCAGAAGGGUACCACUCCGUGGAUUGCCAUGCUGUCACACCUGAAUGGGCAGCCCUUCUGUGGGGGUAGCCUUUUAGGCUCCAGCUGGGUUCUGACAGCCGCUCACUGUCUCCACCAUCCACUUGACCCAGAAGAUCCAAUCCUACACAGCUCGUACUUGCUCAGCCCUGCUGACUUCAAAAUUAUCAUGGGAAAGCACUGGAGGCGCCAGUCAGACGAAGAUGAGCAGCAUCUGAGUGUGAAGCGCAUCACCCUGCACCCGCUGUAUGACCCCAGCACCUUUGAGAACGACCUGGGUCUGGUGGAGCUCUCAGAGAACCCGAGGCUAAAUGACUUUGUGAUGCCUGUCUGUCUGCCUGAGCAUCCCUCCGGGGAAGGAACCAUGGUCAUCGUCAGCGGCUGGGGGAAGCAGUUCUUACAUAGGUUUCCAGAGAACCUGAUGGAGAUUGAAAUCCCAAUUGUAAACUCGGACACCUGCCAGGAAGCCUAUGCCCCUUUAAAGAAGAAAGUGACCGAGGACAUGAUCUGUGCUGGAGAAAAGGAAGGCGGGAAAGAUGCCUGUGCUGGUGACUCUGGAGGCCCCAUGGUGACCAAAGAUGAAGGGGCAGACCAAUGGUACCUGGUGGGCGUGGUGUCCUGGGGCGAGGACUGUGGGAAGAAAGAUCGCUAUGGAGUAUAUUCUUACAUCUAUCCCAACAAGGAUUGGAUCCAGAGAGUCACUGGGGUGAGGAACUGA
Peromyscus eremicus (cactus mouse) is the source of this 2214-nucleotide messenger RNA. RefSeq names its product MBL associated serine protease 1 (gene Masp1). Gene Ontology annotation, cellular component: extracellular region; blood microparticle. The record is from RefSeq and is a predicted model, not a curated record. Gene Ontology annotation, biological process: zymogen activation; complement activation. Gene Ontology annotation, molecular function: serine-type endopeptidase activity; calcium ion binding. Lineage: Eukaryota; Metazoa; Chordata; Mammalia; Rodentia; Cricetidae. The transcript is spliced from 16 exons. Bases 1 to 2214 code for a protein of 737 amino acids.